AUGUCGGAUGCGUCCAAGGAGCAGUCUUCUUCACAGUCUCAGGCUGAUCGCUCCAAGGCGCAAGCCGAGCCCUCCGCGACCAAACCCGCGACUUCUAGUCCCGAUACUAACUUGAAGAGCAGCGUGGACGCGUCCCAGACCUACAAUGACGUUGGUGGAUUGGGCGGCAAGGAAGAAAAAAGUAGAGAAGACGAGGCCGCAGGGACCACCGCCGCCCCCUCACAACCUGCUCCUUCCGAAUCACAGAUCCAACUAAAUCGAUAUCGAGAGCGAUUGGCACGAGAUCUGGAGAGGCGUGAGAUGGUGACGAGAGGGCUGACGGCGACCACCCCCGAAAAGAUGCGCGUGUCACCGAUUCUGGAGGAGAGUGGCAAUUCGCCGCGCAGCAACAUUGCCGCCAUGUCAACAUCAUUGUCAAACCUUACAACAACUUCCACCGAGUCUGGUAAUACCGUCCGCGGCGGCAUGGCGCCAGGAAAUGUCGCCGGCACCCCAUCCUACCCAUUUCCGCGCAUGCACACCCCGGGCUACGGUCCCAGCUCAAUGAAUAGGGCGUUUGGAAAUAUGUCACCAACUGCCGCCGCUUUCAUGUCGCAGACUAUGUCGUUUGAGGGCUUUGGGUCCGCUCAGGAUAGAGUGUUGUCCGGCUCAUCGACGCCCGCAUCGGCGCUCACUUUUCUUCCCGCCGGAGCCACCGGUCAGUUGGAGGGCGACUUUCCGAGCCCGAAUCUAUAUGACUUGUCACUAAUGCUCACCGCCGAGCCGGGACUGGAUGCCUGGUGGAACACUGUCGUCCAGAUCAUGAGAGACGUGUACAAAGCUGAGCGAGUCACGCUUGCUGUACCAGCCGACUCUACCGACAUUGAGAAUGUGCCCUGGGGCCAGAAGGCGACGUACAAUGAGCACCAAGAGGACGAACUGAGCCUCGGGUACAUGGCCAGAGGCAGCAGUCUUAUCCCCAGCAGCGCAGGCGAUGUCGGCUCCGAAGAAACUCCUUCCGCGUCCGAGGAUCCUGCGCGCCCAAGGUUGCUGUCUCGCCCGAGCCUGCAGACACGCCACUCGUUCACUGCCUACGAGGAUAAUAGAGAACGCAAAGGAAACAAUGACAGGCUUCUACCAUCGCGCCGCCCAACACAGCUUGGCAGGAGCAAGAGCUACUUCCCGCCUGGUCAGGCGUCGCAAGAGGACGCAGAGGCUUCCCAGCAAAACGUGGAGGCGCCGGGCCCAGUACUGAACAAGUCGGCACUCGCCGAACAUGAUGCCGAGGAGCAGAACAUCCCGAGCUGGGAAGCCCCCCUAGCCAACACUAAUACCGCAGGGAGGGUACUCCCCGUGCUUCAAGCUCUGGACUACGAGGCCGACCCUCUUAUUCACCACAGCGGUGUUAUGCGUGUUCUGGAGCGUGGCAAGGUGAUUGCACUGACGAGGAGUUAUCCGUAUUUGCAGAACCUGCCGGAAGAAAUGCAUAUCAAGUCCAAGGUGACGGCCAACACGACCUCAGCAGAGGCAGCAAGGAAGAAACUAAGGAAGGGUAGGAUUGAGUCCAGCUCAAAGUUGUCGUCAAUUCUCGGCGGCGCAAACUCAUCAUUCGGCUCGAACCGCAGCCACAGCAGUGACAAACCGUCCAGCAUGAUCUCCCGGCUUGAUGACGGUGAGCCACGACCGCCGACACCUAAAUACGAAGAAUUUGAGCAGGCUCCGCCAUCCCCGUGGUCUCAGUCACCAGCCCCCUCGCCGGCGGUGCGUGCAGAUCCUACGGAGAACCCCUUUUUCACCGACGCCAUGGUCGACGAGGACUCUUUUAACCCUGAUUCUGCCCCGACUGACUACACCGGAAUGCGGCCGCCAGAAGCCAUCGGCGUGGACAAUUCGUGGACCGUCCUCCACAUUCCGCUGACGCACGUCCUUCUAUCAAAACCUGCCCGUCCUUUCAAGCUCAACAACUCAAUAUUGGAACAAAAAUCGCAUUCCCGUAGUUGGAACGAAGCACCAGAGCCCUCAGCAGAUGAAGACGAUGCCGAGGCCUCCUGGCAGCGAAAAGACAGGCCGGCACCCAUCGCCAUCCUCUCGAUACUUAGUCCCAUCAUCCCAUACCCCUCAAACCUUCGCCAUUCGCUGGAAUACCUCGCCCCGCACCUGGCAACAUCCUUCUCUUUGUGUCGUCAUUACACAAACUUGGAGACAGAGCUCACCGGCCUUCACCGCCGUAGGCCUCACACGGCUGGGUUUGGUGCUCUUGCAGCCGAUGGCCGCCCACUGGCGGACCCUGCCAGCAUCGGCAAUCUGAGCUUCAUGCCCUCGGAUGACAUCGCUGCCCAACGUUCGUUGGCGGGCAGCAUCACGAGCCCUAGCGACUACUCCGGUAUUUCCAAAAGCGCCACUGGCUCCCCAAUUGGUACGCCUGGCUGGGAUCAGAGCUCUCUACACCAGCUUAUCGACAAGCGAGGUUCCGCAACCAGUCCCGCGCAAACUAGCGGCGAUGGCUACUUCAACACGAAACAGAAAUCGGCUGCCUCAAGGGUGGAAUCGUCAACAAACUCACAGACGACGAGGAGGGGUUCAAAGGGGGAAUCGCCUGUCGACAAGCGUCAAGCUCCUCUCUCUGCGACGCACAGGCCCCGUAUCCAGGAAACCUCUCAGCCACUGGGGGAGAGCCCAGAGGUCGCAGAGAAGAACACGGAAAGCCGGGCUUCCACGCCUGGAGGCGCCAAACGGGUCCUUUCACACGAGCUGAAGAACUACCUGGACGAGAUCGCUGUGCUAGAACCCCGCCUCAAGCCAGUCGAACACAAGGGCGGAGACCACAGUCACCACACACUAUUGCACUCAUAUGGUGCCGACUUUGCGACUAGUUUCCAGUCUUUACCACCCAGCUCGAGCGUAGUCAGCAGGCCAGUGCCCCAUACCGCGCCCUCCCGGACGGGCUCAUUGUCGCAAGGCCCAGUUGAUAUGCCACCGCCGUCGGACCGGCUCAAGGGUCUCAUACUCGACUCUCUACCCGCCCACGUGUUUGUCUCGCUACCGCAGACAGGCGAGAUCGUAUGGGUGAACAGUCGCUAUUUAACAUACCGUGGGCAAACGGUCAGCGACCUGGCUGCUGACCCCUGGGGGAGCAUUCACCCAGAUGAUAGAGAUGAAUACCUCAAGGCGUGGAGCCACUCAUUGCGGACUGGAGAGCAGUUCUCGAGGACUGUUCGUAUCAGGCGGUUUGAUGGGGCGUACCGAUGGUUCUAUGCGCGUGCAGUUGCAUCACGCGAUAAACGGGGCGUCAUGAUGCAAUUCCUCGGUUCAUACAUGGAUAUCCACGACCAGCACAUCGCAGAGCUAAAGGCUGCGCGGCAAGAGGAGAUUGAGGCCUCUGAAGCCAAGCACAGAUUACUGGCCAAUCUCAUCCCCCAAAUCAUAUUCACUGCUACCGAAGAUGAAGGCAUCACGUUUGCCAACGAGCAAUGGCUCUCAUAUACCGGUCAGAGCUUUGAAGACUCCCUAGGAUUGGGCUUCAUGGACUUCGUACACCCCGACGACUUGGCCAAGUGUCAGAUACCAACAGACCGGCCACCAACCCCGAUGCCUUCCAAAUUCGAUCGCAAAGGCCACCAAGAACUAUCCGAGGCAAUGCCGACCAGCGUCGUGUCAAGUAAAGUGCAGAGCCAGCUGGAGACGAACCUUAGGGGCAUCCACCAAGCACUGUCGCGAAAUAACAGUUCUAGUAGCAGCUCGGUCUACGAGAUGCCUACCGCUGACAUCACAGUGUUGGCAAGGCAGGGCGUUAUCAAGGUGACUACCGACAGCAAUGGCAGACUCUCGUACACCACGGAGGUACGGUUGCGGUCCAAGAACGGCGAGUACAGGUGGCAUCUGAUCCGCUGCGUUGAGAUUGACAACAUCGACUUUGGGAACGGAGCCAGCUCGUACUUUGGCUCAGCCACGGAUAUUAACGACCACAAGCUGCUCGAGGCAAAGCUCAAGGAGGCUAUGGAGUCCAAGAGCAGGUUUCUUAGCAAUAUGUCACAUGAGAUUCGAACACCACUUAUUGGCAUUUCUGGCAUGGUCAGCUUCCUGCAGGACACCGUCCUGAAUGAGGAGCAGCGCGACUACACCAACACGAUCCAGACAAGCGCCAAUAGCUUGCUAAUGAUUAUUAACGACAUCCUUGACUUGUCCAAGGUGGACGCCGGUAUGAUGAAGCUCAAGUAUGAGUGGUUCCACACACGCUCCCUCAUUGAGGACGUCAAUGAGCUGGUGUCCACCAUGGCUAUUGCCAAGAGGCUGGAACUGAACUACAUUGUCGAAGAGGAUGUGCCGGCAUGGGUCAAGGGCGACAAAGUCCGCAUUCGCCAGGUCCUACUCAACGUUAUCGGAAAUGCCAUAAAGUUUACGACAGAGGGUGAGGUGUUCAGCCGGUGUAGGGUUUACAAAGAUGGAGCGUCGUCCAACCUUGAUAAUGAGAUUGUGCUCGAGUUCGCUAUCAUCGACACGGGGCGUGGAUUCACCAAGGAAGAGGCCGACCUCAUUUUUAAGCCAUUCAGCCAGAUCGACGGCAGUAGCACGAGGCAGCACGGCGGUAGUGGCCUCGGCCUCGUCAUUUCAAGGCAAUUGGUGGAGCUUCACGGCGGUAAGAUGGAAGGAAGCGCAGUCCCCGGCAAGGGUUCGACGUUUACCUUUACCGCCAAGUUCGCUCUGCCGACCAAGGAAGAUCAUCCCGACGCACCCUUGAGCCCGGAGACACUCGACACUCCGGCUGAGACCGCCCAAGAGCUAAGCGUGCAUCGUCCUGCGAAGACCCUACAAUCGCCCAGGGCAGCAUCAACCAUUAGUCCGCGGGCCGAACCCGGGUUCGUGUCACCGGCCCUGGCUUCUAGCGGAAGUUCGGAUCCUUCGGUACGGUCCAGCAUCUCUCAAACUACGGAGCGUACGUCCGUGUCAUCAGUCAACGUCGGUCUUGUCCACUUCAGUGAGGCUGCCCGCGCGAGUGGCCAAGACUUGUCGCAGAUGAAGCUGGAGCUGCCCUCGGGCGAGUCCUCGCCAGGAACGACGCCAACGCCAGAGACUGCCAAGCCCGGAAAAACUGAAGACCUCAAGCCGCCCAUGUACUCCAUCCUCAUCAUCUGCCCGCAGACCCACAGCCGUGAGGCCACUGCACAGCACAUUGAGAUGACGCUGCCCAAGGAUGUGCCCCAUCAGAUCACCGCCCUAGAUUCAACCGAAAAGGCACAGAGGUUGCUAGGGGAAGGUGACUCGGUUAACUUCACGCAUAUUGUCAUCAAUUUGCCGUCCCCGGAAGAGAUUAUUGGUCUGAUGGAACAGAUCAUUAGAUCGACGACAAUCAGGGAUACGACCAUUCUCAUUCUGUCCGACUCGGUCCAGCGGCAAGCCGUGAUGAGGCUGGCGACUGACACAGAGUACGAGAGGCUCGUGUCGGAGAACAUUGUGACGUUCAUUUACAAGCCGGUCAAACCCUCACGAUUCGCUGUCAUUUUCGAUCCUGACAAGGUGCGCGAUCUCAGCAUCGAUCGCAAUCGCUCCACCGCACAGCGAAUGGUUGAGACCCAGAAGGCGAGCUAUCAGGAGAUUGGCAAGCGUAUGGGCAACAAGGGGUAUAAGGUGCUACUGGUUGAGGAUAAUCCUGUUAACCAAAAAGUCCUGCAAAAGUAUCUGAAGAAGGUAGGGGUGGAUGUCGAGGUGGCCGCAGACGGAGUCGAGUGCACCGACAUGGUAUUGGCCCGCUCGCACAACUAUUACUCCUUAAUACUGUGCGACCUACAUAUGCCACGCAAGGACGGCUACCAGGCCUGUCGGGAGAUCCGACAAUGGGAGAGGGAAAGGGGCUUCAAAAAACUACCCAUCAUUGCGCUGUCGGCCAAUGUCAUGUCCGACGUCCACGACAAGUGCGUAGCGGCCGGAUUCAGCGACUACGUCACGAAGCCUGUCGACUUUAUCGACCUCAGCAGAGCGAUGUCCAAGUUCUUCUGA
Colletotrichum graminicola M1.001 is the source of this 5973-nucleotide messenger RNA. RefSeq names its product hsp90-like protein. Gene Ontology annotation, biological process: phosphorylation; phosphorelay signal transduction system. The record is from RefSeq and is a predicted model, not a curated record. The transcript is spliced from 2 exons. NCBI's taxonomy places the organism in Eukaryota, Fungi, Ascomycota, Sordariomycetes, Glomerellales, Glomerellaceae. Gene Ontology annotation, molecular function: protein binding; phosphorelay sensor kinase activity. Bases 1 to 5973 code for a protein of 1990 amino acids.